AUGCAUAACGAACAGUUCUUCCAAGUCGACAUGGACCAUCUCCAAAUUUCCUCGUUCCCCUCUCGAGGUCACCCCCUUUUCCGGCAAAUCCUCACCGUGUUGAAUGGAAUGUUAGCCGCCGCCAAAAACGUCCAAGUCUCGCAAGAAGAGGCGACGCUGAACGAGGAGGAAAUGUCAAUGAGUGACUUUCCAGGAUCGGGACCCGCAACCCCGACAAGUUCCAAGUUUCCCGACGAGACGGAAACUCUGACAACCCCUCAACCUCGGAAGCUGAAUCUCCCCUGCCGGAGCAUUCUUCCCCACAAGGAAAACCUCAACUUCACAGGCAGGUCGGACAUUUUAGCCCAGAUCUACGAGGUCCUGCGCCCCGACAAACCAGAAAAGUCCAACUCCCAAGCCGUCUUCGCGCUGUGCGGACUUGGCGGCGUCGGGAAGACCCAGGUCGCCAUACGGUUCGCCCUGGAGUACAUGGAGUCCUUUGCGGCCGUACUCUUCGCUCACGCUGAUGAGUCUACAAACCUGCUUGGAGAUUUUGCCCGUUUUGCUGUUGACCUGGGUCUCGUGGACGAGGAUGAGCCGGACCACCUCUACAGCUGUGAGCAGUUGAAGAAGUGGUUCGAAGAGACAGACGUACCAUGGCUGCUAGUGCUCGACAAUGCCGAUAACCCGGACAACACGCUCCUGAAGUUCUGGCCACAAUGUAGCAAAGGGGCAGUUCUAGUCACAAGCAGGACCAAAACACUGGCCGCCAAGUUUGGUUGCGACGUUCUCCCUCCCUUGAACGAAGAAGAAGCUGUCGACCUACUCCUGAAAUUAACUAACCAGGAGCAUAUGAAGGCGCCAGGAGCAACCUCCCCUGCUGGCGGAGAGAACGAUGAGCACCAGGAACAGCGAGAAGCCGCCCGACAAAUCGUGCACCGCCUUGGUUGUCUGCCUCUCGGAAUCUACCAAGCAGCCAACUUGAUCGUGAACGAUUCCUGUCUCUUCACCGAGUUCCUCUCAGCCUACGACUACCAUGAUCUCUUCACCUCAACCGAGGACAUGCAGCUCUUCGGAAAUCCCAAUGAGGAGCCCUACCGCCACACGCUUCUGAAUGUUUGGUCCAUGAACUUCGACAACCUGUCCAAGGACUCCCAGAAGCUCAUCAACGUGCUAUCCUUUCUCAACCCGGAUACGAUCGAAUUGGAGAUGCUCGCCAAUGGCGCCGCCAAGGCAUCCAAAGCCGGCGACAGCGGUUGGGCCAUCAUCGACAAUGUCCGAAAGCUAACCAAACAGAAGGCCAUGAUCCUACAGAGCUCUUUGAUGGACCAAAAUGCCGCGACGAAAACGCUCUCCAUGCACAGGUUGGUACAAGCGGCUUGCCAACAGCGGAUGACUCCGGAAAAUCGGCAGGACUCUUUCUACAUGGCAAUUAACCUCGUACAUCACCUGUACCCAGUUGCACCGCGGAAGAAUAGACACCGCCCCGAUCUGUGGCCGACACAGGGGCGCUUAUUGCCGCAUAUCCUGUCAUUGUGUCGUUUUUAUGAAGACUCACAACUCGAAGGCAAGGUUCCCCUAGCCGGGACCAAGGAGUUCGCCGAGCUCCUGUACAACGCUUCAUGGCACAACUACGAGCGGGGCACGUUCGAGCAGUCCGAGCCGCUCCUCCAAGCCUCGGAGCACUAUUGCCUCGCCCACGACGGCUGCGAGCUCAUCCUGGCCGACAUUUACGGCGCCCGGGCGUCGGUCGCAACCGAGACCAACGAGCAGAGCUCGGCGCUCGAGAACUUCAAGCUGCAGUACGAGUUCGUCGACAAGGCGGUCAAGCGGGGCAUGGUGGACCUGCCCGACAUCCGGUACUGCUUCGGGCUCGGCGGCAUGGGCAACGGGAACCAGGGCACCGAGCAGUACGAGGAGGCGGAGCAGUGGUACCGCAAGUGCUUCGACGCGUUUGAGGGGUUGGAUGCUGACAAGCGCAUGUACGGUGGUAAUUUCGCCUUUUGCUUGAUCUGGCAGGGUAAACUUGAUGAAGCACAGGCGGUCAUUGACCCAAUCAUGAACAGCGCUCCCGAUAGGGGAUUCAGAACUGGGUACCUCAUGUACCCGCUGGGAAACCUCCAGAUUGCACGGGGCGAGUUGAACAAAGCCUUCAAGACGCACUCAGACGCCCUCAAGAUCUACCAGACCACCCUCGGCGACAAGCAUCACCGGACUGCAGAUCUGUGCCACAAGAAGGGGUGGCACCACCACGCCCGCAAGGAAUACCCCCAGGCCAUCGAGCUCCUGAACCAAGCUCUGGCCCUUUUCGAAGCCCGCCCCACGUGGUAUCGCAACGAGAGGGCACGGACAAAGUACAAGCUGGGCUGUGUGUUGCAGGACGCGGGGAAGAUGGACGAGGGCAGUCGGCUGAUCAACGAGGCCGAGGAACUCCGCCGUGAGAUCAUUGGGCCGAAUGUGCUGCCGGGAAAUGAGCGGGAGUUUGACAGGCUGGUGAUGUUCUGGUCGCGGUAG
This is a messenger RNA of Chaetomium globosum CBS 148.51, 2493 nucleotides long. RefSeq lists its product as uncharacterized. Lineage: Eukaryota; Fungi; Ascomycota; Sordariomycetes; Sordariales; Chaetomiaceae. Gene Ontology annotation, molecular function: protein binding. The coding region runs from base 1 to 2493 and encodes 830 amino acids. The record is from RefSeq and is a predicted model, not a curated record. The transcript is spliced from 6 exons.